AUGGCGGCCUCACAGCAAUCGCUAAUGGAGGCAGUCCAACAGCAGCAUCAGCAGCAGCAAUCCCAACAACAGCAACAGCAAUCCCAGCAGUACGGCCGGUUGGCAGCUUCUUUUUCUGCCUAUCCAGGCGGGCCUGGGACUCCCACCGGCGUCUUUGGAGUGGCUCAAGCCUCGACUUCACUUUCCGGCAGUCCUGCUGGGAUCAAUGGAGCCAUGACAACCUCGCCUGCCGUCUACAGGACAAACUCCACCUACCAACGCUUUUCGCCAUAUUAA
Molecule: messenger RNA, 276 nt
Organism: Protopolystoma xenopodis
Lineage: Eukaryota; Metazoa; Platyhelminthes; Monogenea; Polystomatidea; Polystomatidae
Source: the annotation of a GenBank genome assembly